CUCUGCAUCUGAUUCCGAAACUAGCCCUCCGAAAUUCCUAAAAUCCCCUGCAAAUCCCCGUUUCUCUCUCUCUCUCUCUCAUUUCUUCAACGCCUUUUCUCCUCUCUCUCUGAAUUUAAUUCUAAAACUACCCCUGAGAUUCUACAAAUCCCCUGGAAAUCCCAUUUCGUUUCUUUCCUUCUCUCUCCAGGGUUUUGCUUUUCUCUCAUUCCUAGCUCGAUUUGGAGUCGAAAGUCGGACAGAUUCCAGAUCUCUUUUCUACAAAUCCCGCUUCCAGUACAUGUUAUUGCCGAGUUUCCACGCAACGAGACACCAGCUUUUGGUCGCGGAGUCUGGGUUCUCGAAUUCGGAGGAAAUCACCGUCUUGCCACUGUCUGAUUUCAUCGGGGGGCGUUCCCGCAAGUUCAUUUGCUUCUUCGGUUAUUGCAGAGAGCUCUGUGUAUUCUGAAGUACAUGAGCGAUCUUCUUGAUUUUCCAUGUAGAGGUUUCUCUUCUGUUGAAAUGGUCAACUAGGGAUGCACUAAAAGUUGAAAGGCACAGGUCAUCAUUUCUGAUUGUUACUGCGUUUGAAAGAUGCAUUGGUGGUGGGGGAAGUCUUCAUCCAAAGAAGUGAAAAAGAAGACAAGCAAGGAGAGUUUUCUCGAUACAUUACAACGUAAAUUUAAGAUUCCAUCUGAAGAGAAAGGAACUAUCAGAUCAGGAGGGUAUCAAAGGCGUAAUAGUGACAUAGCUUCAGUAAAGGGGUCUCAAUCCCGAGCAGAGUCAAGGUCACCAUCACCCUCCACACUGGUAUCACGUUGUGAAAGUUUUGCAGAGAGGCCAUGUGCACAACCUCUUCCACUGCCUAAAGGGCAAUCAAGCAUAGAACGCACAGCCUCUGGAAUCAGUAUAUCAAGAUCGGAGAUUGAAAAAUCUGGCAAACCGUCAUUGAUUUCGCCUCUUCCAAGACCUGAUAGAAUUUUAAACAGGCAGGAUGCUACAUAUGUUGAUGGAGAUUUGGCUAGUGCUUCUGUUUCUAGUGGCAGCUCAAUUGACAGUGAUGAUCCCAUUGAUUCUUGUCUUCUUACCCCCCUAGAAAAUGGGAGUAGAGCUGUGGUAAACAGCCCUUCAAGAUUGAUGCAUAAGGAUGAAUCCCCUGUCAUCACCCGAAAGGACUCGAGAGAGACACUGCGACCAGCGAAUCUGUACAUCAAUAAUCAAAGCCUCUCUUCAUCACCCAAACGGGGAUUUCUAAACACACGCCCAUCCAAUUUACAAAUUCAUCAGCAUGGUGGUUUUGGAAUUGGAAGUGCUCCAGACAGUUCAAUGUCAAGUCCUUCUAGAAGUCCAAUGAGAGUGGUUGGCCCUGAGCAGAUUAUGACCUCUGCUUUCUGGGCGGCUAAUCCAUACCCUGAUAUUUCGAUACUUGGAUCUGGUCACUGUUCCAGUCCAGGAUCAGGCCAUUAUUCGGGACAUAAUUCAACGGGAGGAGACAUGUCAGGACAAUUAUUUUGGCAGCACAGCAGGGGAAGCCCAGAGUGCUCUCCGAUACCCAGCCCCAGAAUGACAAGUCCUGGACCUAGCUCCAGAAUACAAAGUGGUGCUGUCACACCAUUGCAUCCACGGGCAGGUGGGACAGCACCAGAGUCACCCAUGAGCUGGCCCGAAGAUAGGAAACAACAAAGCCACCGGUUGCCGCUCCCCCCUUUAACAAUUUGUAAUUCUUCUCCUUUUUCUCCAUCAAAUUCAGGUACAGCAAUCUCACCCUCAGUUCCACGGAGUCCUGGAAGGGCUGAAAAUCCUACAAGCCCAGGUUCGCGCUGGAAGAAGGGAAAGUUGCUAGGCAGAGGCACAUUUGGCGAUGUUUAUGCUGGUUUUAAUAGUGAAAGCGGUGAUAUGUGUGCUAUGAAGGAGGUUACGCUAUUCGCCGAUGAUGCUAAGUCAAAAGAAAGUGCAAAGCAGUUGAUGCAAGAAAUAACUCUCUUGAGUCGCUUGCGGCAUAAGAAUAUUGUGCAGUAUUAUGGAUCUGAGACGAUGGAUGACAAAUUGUAUAUUUACCUGGAAUAUGUAUCCGGUGGUUCCAUCCAUAAGCUUCUUCAAGAGUAUGGGCAGUUUGGAGAACUAGUAAUUCGUAGUUAUACCCACCAAAUCCUUUCAGGCCUCGCAUAUUUGCAUGCCAAGGAUACAGUUCAUAGGGAUAUCAAAGGUGCAAAUAUACUAGUAGACCCCAAUGGACGUGUUAAGCUGGCGGAUUUUGGGAUGGCAAAGCAUAUUUCCAGUCCAUCAUGUCCACUAUCAUUCUACGGAAGCCCUUACUGGAAAGCACCUGAGGUUAUAAAGAAUUCAAAUGGCUGUAACCUUGCUGUGGAUAUAUGGAGUCUUGGAUGCACUGUUCUGGAGAUGGCUACAACAAAACCACCUUGGAGCCAAUAUGAAGGGAUUGCUGCUAUGUUUAAGAUUGGGAACAGUAAGGAACUUCCGGCAAUCCCCGAUUAUCUCUCAGAUGAUGGCAAGGAUUUUGUAAAGCAGUGUCUGCAACGCAAUCCGCUAUACCGUCCCACAGCUGCUCAGCUUUUGGAGCACCCUUUUGUGAAAAAUGCUGCACCAGUGGAAAGGCCCAUUCUCAGCUCUGAGCCUUUGGAGUUGUCUUCUGGAGUUAUGAAUGGAAUGAAAUCCAUGAGUGCGACCCACGUGAGAACUCUUUCUUCCUUGGACAUGGAAGAGCUUGCAACCCAUCAGCCUACAGGGUCAAAAACCUCUCUAGCAUCCAGUGAUAGCCAUAGGCCGCUGAGGAACAUGUCUUGUCCAGUCUCUCCCAUUGGAAGCCCUCUCCUACAUUCUAGAUCUCCACAGCAUAUGAAUGGAGGGAUGUCUCCUUCUCCCAUAUCAAGCCCAAGAACUACUUCUGGUUCAUCCACACCUUUAUCUGGCGGCAAUGGUGCCAUCCCAUUUCAUCACCUGCAGCAGUCAGCCUACCUGCAUGAAGGCUUUGUUGGAAGCAUGCCGAGGAACCCAAACAGCCUCUACAUCAAUGGAUCCACUUGUCAUGACCCCAAGCCCGACAUCUUCCGAGUGAUGCAGUCAGGUUCUCAUGCCUUCUGUGAACUGAUGGCAUCCGAAACUGACAUUCUCGGCAGGUCAUUCAGAAGGCCGGUCGAUGGAGAUCCUCAGGAACCGUACGAUAGGCAAUCAGCGUUGGCUGAUCCUGUGGCUCAGCAGCUCCCGGGGGAUCAUGUGAAAUUGAACCCAUCGAUUGACUUUAGUGCUGGUUCUUCAAUGCUUGGCCGCCUCAAUGGGAAGACAUAACAUGAGCCUGCAUGCACAGCAGGUUUUUGAGUGUGCAUUGGAUUAUUUUGUUGUCCUCGCACAAUUGGUGGCUCACUAUCGUCUAAGUGCCCGAGGAAACCCAUUUGUACACAAUAAGGACCCAAAGUGGAAACCUGUGGAAUAAGGUUUGAAUUUUGGAAGCUGACGUAGCUGAGGAGAUGUACGGCUCUUGUCAAUGGCAAUGGGCAUUCACUUCACACAAGAUGAUUUUCCAAUAAUUUCCAAAAUUCAGCAGUUCCAAACAGCAAGAGCUUCUCAACAGUUGCUAGGUGUGGAAAGAGCUGUAUAUUUUUCUUAGAACAACACAAGAAAACAAAAAAAGGGACCAGGCUGGAAGAGGUAAGUUGUGUUUAAGGAUACCUCGUUACUAUAGAUAUGCAUAUAUUUUUGGGAUGUGGGGCCCACUAUACUGAUGCUGGGGAACAGGAUUAAGGGUCCAGAUUUUAAGCCACAUGAAGUUCCAGGUUCUGACAAGCCUGUGCACUUCUCGUGUGGCUACCUCGGCUUAGGUUUGGUAAAACAGUUUCUCCACAGACUCUUUUUGUAUACUUUUGUAUGUCCACCAUCACAUCUGCAAGAAAUUCAAGAAAAUCUAAUUCAAGCCUUCUCA
Messenger RNA from Magnolia sinica, 3916 nucleotides. RefSeq names its product mitogen-activated protein kinase kinase kinase YODA-like. Gene Ontology annotation, biological process: protein phosphorylation. The coding region runs from base 574 to 3285 and encodes 903 amino acids. Gene Ontology annotation, molecular function: protein kinase activity; ATP binding. The record is from RefSeq and is a predicted model, not a curated record. NCBI's taxonomy places the organism in Eukaryota, Viridiplantae, Streptophyta, Magnoliopsida, Magnoliales, Magnoliaceae. The transcript has 12 exons.